Molecule: messenger RNA, 483 nt
Organism: Symbiodinium natans
Lineage: Eukaryota; Dinophyceae; Suessiales; Symbiodiniaceae
Source: the annotation of a GenBank genome assembly
AUGUGCCGGUGCCUUCGGGAGGACAACAUGAGCGGGUUGAAGCUUCUGUGGCUGGCAGGGAGGUCUGUGACUUUCACUUGCUAUGUCAUCAAAGACCCGAAGGAGCUGGUGUUCCGGUCUUUGUAUGCUUCCGAGGAUUAUGCGGCGCUGGGGGAGCUGACGGACAGCUGGAUACACUGGUCCGGGAAGGUGAACGCAUUGUUGGCCGACAUGGCCGGAAAGAAGAACCAGGAGCAGGAAACCUGGCUCAAGGAGAAGAAGAUCGCCUUCAAAGGUGCCACGAUGUCCAAGGGUCUGUUGAACGCGGUACUUUCAAUGAAGCGCUUUCCGAAGGACUCAUUGGUGACCCUCAGGAAGAUCGAGAAGGAGUUUGGGGUGGAGGUUUUCAGUUCGGGCUACACGAAGUUGACCCGCAUGUCGCAGCUUGCGUCGAGCCAUCUCACCAAUGUGGCAGCAGCUGUGCCUUGGACGCAAACACAGUGA